Oryza brachyantha (malo sina) is the source of this 1352-nucleotide messenger RNA. RefSeq names its product putative magnesium transporter MRS2-D. Lineage: Eukaryota; Viridiplantae; Streptophyta; Magnoliopsida; Poales; Poaceae. The coding region runs from base 1 to 1254 and encodes 417 amino acids. The record is from RefSeq and is a predicted model, not a curated record. Gene Ontology annotation, molecular function: magnesium ion transmembrane transporter activity. Gene Ontology annotation, biological process: magnesium ion transport. The transcript is spliced from 6 exons.
AUGGCGUCGCCGCCAACCGUGGCGCGGCGGAGGCAGCUGGCGGCGGAGGGCGCACCGGCGGUGGAGUGGGCGGCGGUGUUCGGGCCGGGGGCGUGCCGGGUGGAGGAGGUCGGGAAGCACCAGCUGAUGCGGCGGACGGGCCUCCCGCCGCGCGACCUCCGCGCGCUCGACCCGGCGAUGGCGGCGUCGUACCCGGCCGCCAUCACGGGGCGGGAGCGCGCCGUCGUCGUCAACCUGGAGCGCGCCCGCGCCGUCAUCACGGCGUCCGAGGUGCUCGUCCCGGCGCCGCGCGACCCCGCCGUCGCGCCGCUCGUACGGGAGCUCCGCUCCCGCCUCGCCUCCACCCACGCCACCGCAUCCCCGCCCUCGCCGUCUGCCUCGCCGCCACCACAGCCGCAGGGCGCCGUGGUGGGGAUGGACGGGAGCGUCUCGCCGUCGAGCCACGGCGGCGGGGAAGGCAUUGGCAAGGGCUGGCAAGCUCUGGGAGGCGACAAGGCUCUGCCUUUUGAGUUCAGAGCGCUCGAGGUCUGCCUCGAGUUCGCCUGCAAGUCGCUGGAACACGAGACUUCCACAUUGGAGAAAGAGGCAUACCCAGCCUUAGAUGAACUCACCUCCAAGGUCAGCACUCUCAAUCUUGAGCGUGCGAGGCAGAUAAAGAGUCGGCUGGUCGAUAUAUCCGGGAGAGUUCAAAAGGUCAGGGAUGAGCUAGAGCACUUGCUGGACCACGACAUGGACAUGGCGGCACUGCACUUAACUGAGAAGCUCGCUUGCUACCAAUCAGCUGGCCAGUCAUCGAGAUUUGACGUGGAGAAGGAAGCAAGCGAGCUCGAAGAGAGGAGCAUCAAGGAGGAGGAGGAGGAAGAAGCGGAGGAAGGCGGCGCCGGCGGCUUCAGCCCCAACACCGACGAGCUGGAGAUCCUGCUCGAGUCCUUCUUCGUGCAGAUCGAGGGCACCCUCAACAAGCUCUCCACCCUGCGGGAGUACGUGGACGACACGGAGGACUACAUCAACAUGAUGCUGGACGACAAGCAGAACCAGCUGCUUGAGAUGGGCAUCCUGCUGUCGACGGCCACGCUGGUGCUCACCUGCGGCAUCACCGUAACGGGGUUCCUCGCGCUGAACAUCCACAUCCCGCUCUACGACACCCCGCCCGGCGCCACCUUCUGGCGAGCCACCGGCGGCAUCGUCGGCGGCAGCGUCGCGCUCUUCCUCGCCGCGGUCCUCUGCUACAAGCGCAGCGGCAUCUUGCCGUGACCCAGCUGACCGCCGUCUCUCGCCGUCGCAUAUACCAUUAUUAUUAACUGUGACCCCGCGAGCAUAGAGUGAUUAGUAAGUAAUUAUACUUGUGAUAU